UCUGCUUCGUUCAUUCAUUUCGGUAAAAGUCAUCACCCAGCAAGGAAGGUUGGCUGCGUGGCCUCUUUCUUCGUCGCGUUGGCUGGAAAAAGUUGCUAAUUUUUCCGCUGGAAAAUUGUUCGAAUUAGUCUGUAGGAAUAUAUAAUUUACGUGAAGUGAAGUUGUUUAAAUCCUGUGGAUUGUGGACUGCAUUUGGGGUGGUAGAUUUAUUAGGGAAACGAGGUCGGGUUUUUUACGGGAAUAAGAAGAAGACCAAAAUCUAAGAGGCAGCAAAAUGGGAAUAAAAUUCCUGGAAAUCAUCAAACCGUUCUGCAGUAUUCUGCCGGAGAUUGCCAAACCGGAGCGAAAGAUUCAGUUCCGGGAGAAGGUACUAUGGACGGCAAUUACGCUCUUUAUCUUCCUGGUGUGCUGCCAGAUUCCACUGUUCGGUAUCAUGAGCUCGGAUUCGGCUGAUCCCUUCUACUGGAUUCGUGUAAUUCUGGCAUCGAACAGAGGCACGUUGAUGGAACUCGGAAUUUCGCCAAUUGUCACAUCCGGAUUGAUUAUGCAGCUGCUGGCUGGUGCGAAGAUUAUUGAAGUCGGUGACACACCGAAGGAUCGGGCUCUGUUUAAUGGAGCUCAGAAGUUGUUCGGAAUGGUGAUUACGAUUGGACAGGCCAUUGUGUACGUCAUGACCGGAAUGUACGGUGAUCCGGCGGAGAUCGGAGCCGGUGUUUGUCUGCUGAUCAUCAUUCAGCUGUUCGUGGCUGGAUUGAUUGUGCUGUUGCUGGAUGAGUUGCUGCAGAAGGGUUACGGGUUGGGAUCUGGAAUUUCGCUGUUCAUUGCGACUAACAUUUGCGAGACGAUCGUGUGGAAGGCGUUCUCCCCGGCCACGGUUAAUGCCGGACGCGGUACGGAAUUCGAGGGUGCUGUAAUUGCGCUGUUCCAUCUGUUGGCCACCCGCCAGGAUAAGGUUCGCGGGCUACGAGAGGCUUUCUACCGUCAGAAUCUUCCCAAUUUGAUGAACCUGCUGGCGACGGUGCUGGUGUUUGCGGUGGUUAUUUACUUCCAGGGCUUCCGCGUGGAUCUACCGAUCAAGUCGACCCGCUACCGCGGCCAAUACAGCAGCUAUCCGAUCAAGCUUUUCUACACGAGCAAUAUUCCGAUCAUCCUGCAGUCGGCGCUGGUUUCGAAUCUUUACGUCAUUUCUCAGAUGUUGGCGGUAAAAUUCCACGGCAACCUGCUCGUUAAUCUGCUCGGAACGUGGGCCGAUGUGAGUGGCGGUGGCCCCGCCCGUGCCUACCCCAUCGGUGGACUCUGUUACUACCUAUCGCCACCGGAAAGCCUCUCGCACAUCCUCCAGGAUCCGAUCCACGCCCUCCUCUACAUCGUGUUCAUGCUCGGUAGUUGUGCUUUCUUCUCGAAAACCUGGAUCGAUGUGUCCGGCAGCUCGGCCAAGGACGUGGCCAAGCAACUAAAGGAACAGCAGAUGAUUAUGCGUGGCCAUCGGGAGAGUUCGAUGAUUCACGAACUGAACCGGUACAUUCCGACGGCGGCUGCCUUCGGUGGGCUGUGCAUCGGUGCUUUGUCGGUGACGGCCGAUUUUAUGGGAGCCAUCGGGUCCGGAACCGGUAUCCUGCUGGCCGUCACCAUCAUCUACCAGUACUUUGAGAUCUUCGUCAAGGAGCAGAGCGAGAUGGGUGGAAUGGGAACGUUACUGUUCUAAAGCAUGAACAUGAAACUGGUUAGAACCAGCUUCAUCUAUCAUCACACCCAAAUUUCAAAGAUUUUUUUUCUGUUUUUUCCCAUUCACUCAUUUUAUUUUACGAGUACGUGUACUAAUUUGUUCUAGUACCGGUAAAACCAGUCUUAUUUUUCUCGUUAAGACUUAAGUAUAAUAAAACCGAAAACCUAAACGAUAAAAAUCGAAAAAACACAGACCUUCCAAAUCAGAUAAUACAAAAAGAAAUGUUUGAAACAUUGGAUUUGUAAAAAAAAUACAUCAAGCAAUAAAUAGACGAUUCAGGAAUCGUCGUAUUGUCAGGAAGAAAAAUUGGGAAAACAAUAUUCAAGAGAUUUGAAGACUUCCCUAACUGACGAAGCUAGAAACAUAACUUAUUAAGAGAGCAUUUUUUCGUGUUUGAGUUUAUUUUGUGAGAUCAAUUCAAUAAACAAUUAAAUGAAAA
Messenger RNA from Armigeres subalbatus, 2165 nucleotides. RefSeq names its product protein transport protein Sec61 subunit alpha-like. The record is from RefSeq and is a predicted model, not a curated record. Gene Ontology annotation, cellular component: membrane; Sec61 translocon complex. Gene Ontology annotation, molecular function: signal sequence receptor activity; ribosome binding; transmembrane protein transporter activity. Gene Ontology annotation, biological process: SRP-dependent cotranslational protein targeting to membrane, translocation; post-translational protein targeting to membrane, translocation. Lineage: Eukaryota; Metazoa; Arthropoda; Insecta; Diptera; Culicidae. The coding region runs from base 275 to 1705 and encodes 476 amino acids. The transcript is spliced from 3 exons.